Drosophila persimilis is the source of this 4048-nucleotide messenger RNA. It is a transcript of the gene per, whose product is annotated as period circadian protein. The coding region runs from base 278 to 4048 and encodes 1256 amino acids. Gene Ontology annotation, molecular function: transcription cis-regulatory region binding; transcription corepressor binding. The record is from RefSeq and is a predicted model, not a curated record. NCBI's taxonomy places the organism in Eukaryota, Metazoa, Arthropoda, Insecta, Diptera, Drosophilidae. Gene Ontology annotation, cellular component: nucleus; cytoplasm. Gene Ontology annotation, biological process: negative regulation of transcription by RNA polymerase II; entrainment of circadian clock by photoperiod; circadian regulation of gene expression. The transcript has 8 exons.
AUGCAUGCCCCAGAGCGAGUACGCGGGCGCCGCAGUGCACGUUUCCCACUCGGGUAUCAUUCAGUACCCGUUUGAAUUUCCAACAAGUAGGUCGAGAAAAGUCGAGAAACGUCCAGGGCAGAACACCUACACUAUACACCGCGCAUGCUAUCCAGAUAUGCAUUUUAUGGCACAUCUACAAUCUUUUUUUAUCGGUGCCAGUUCUGAAGCUUAAGCAGUUCACAGUGAAAGUCGAAUUACCGAACAAAUCCUACGAGAGUCACAAAACACAGACACAAUGGAAGGCGAGUCAACAGAGUCCACACAAAACACCAAGGUGUCCGAUUCGGCCUACUCCAACAGCUGCAGCAACAGUCAGUCGCAGCGCAGUGGCAGUUCAAAGUCCAUGCUAAGCGGUAGCCACUCGUCGGGCAGCAGCGGCUAUGGGGGCAAACCCUCAAUACAGACUAGUAGCAGCGACAUGGCCAUAAAGCGCAACAAGGAGAAGUCGCGCAAGAAGAAGAAGGCCAAAUGCACACAAGCUCAAGCGAGCAUCGGUUCGUCGCUGGAGGGAGCCGAAGAGCAGCCGCACUCCAGCAGCACAGCCUGCGACCAGAAAAUCCUGCAUGUGAUGGCGACCACACAGCAGCUGGGCGACCAGCCGUCCUCGUUGGACCAUAAGCUUGGCGAGCAGCUGGAGGCUAGGCACAAUUGCGGGGUCGGCAAGGCGGAGCAGUCCCAGUCCUUUUCGCUGCCCUGUCCCCUCUCUGUGUCCACCCUGAUGCCGGGCAUCGGCGUUUGCCAUGGCGGCAACGCACCAGGCGGCAAGUGGGAAAAGACCUUUGAGUCCUGCAAGCUGGACACGGGCCCGGCUAAGACGGAGCGCGUGAAGGAGGACAGCUUCUGCUGUGUGAUCUCAAUGCACGACGGCAUCGUGCUCUAUACCACGCCCAGUAUCACGGACGUGCUGGGCUUUCCGCGUGAUAUGUGGCUAGGCCGCUCCUUCAUCGACUUUGUGCACACCAAGGACCGGGCUACGUUCGCCAGCCAGAUCACCACGGGCAUUCCCAUUGCAGAGUCGCGCUGCAGCAUGCCCAAAGAUGCCAGGAGCACUUUCUGCGUGAUGCUGCGCCAGUAUCGGGGCCUUCAGACCAGUGGCUACGGAGUGAUCGGCCGGUCCGUGAACUACGAGCCCUUCCGCCUGGGAAUGUCAUUUCGCGAGGCGCCCGAGGAGGAGCGUUCCGACAACUACAUGGUCGCAAAUAGCAGCAACAUGCUGCUCGUCAUUUGUGCUACCCCCAUCAAGAGCAGCUACAGAGUUCCCGAGGAGAUCCAUUCGCAGAGGAGCCCCAAAUUCGCCAUCCGCCAUACGGCCGCCGGCAUUAUCUCGCACGUGGACAGCGCGGCGGUGAGUGCUUUGGGCUACCUUCCGCAGGACCUAAUGGGCCGAUCCAUCAUGGACCUCUACCACCACGAUGACCUCCCCGUCAUUAAGGAGAUAUACGAGUCUGUCAUGAAGAAAGGCCAAACGGCCGGCGCCUCCUUCUGCAGCAAGCCCUAUCGCUUCCUCAUUCAAAACGGCUGCUACAUCCUUCUUGAGACGGAGUGGAGCAGUUUCGUGAACCCUUGGUCACGUAAGCUCGAGUUUGUUGUCGGCCAUCAUCGUGUGUUUCAGGGUCCGAAGAUAUGUAACGUUUUCGAGACGCCGCCCAACUCGGAACCGAAGAUCGCGGAGGAGUUGCAGAACAAGAACACACGCAUUAAGGAGGAAAUCGUGAAUUUACUGGCCGAGAAAGUCUCUCGACCCUCGGACACGGUCAAGCAGGAGGUGUCGCGCCGGUGCCAAGCCCUGGCCAGCUUCAUGGAGACACUUAUGGACGAGGUGUCGCGUGCGGACCUUAAGCUGGAGCUGCCGCACGAGAACGAGCUGACUGUGUCAGAGCGGGACAGCGUCAUGUUGGGUGAAAUCUCGCCCCACCAUGACUACUAUGACAGUAAGAGUUCCAUUGAGACGCCACCCAGCUACAAUCAACUAAACUAUAACGAGAACCUGCUGCGUUUUUUUAACAGCAAGCCUGUCACUGCACCCGUGGAAGUCGACCCGCCAAAAGUGGGGUCCUCGGAUGUGAGCAGCACCCGCGAGGAUGCCCGCAGCACGCUUAGCCCCCUGAACGGCUUCGAGGGCAGUGGCGCCAGUGGCUCCUCAGGCCACUUGACCAGCGGCAGCAAUAUACACAUGAGUAGUGCGACCAACACAAGCAAUGCUGGAACGGGCACUGGUACGGUCACGGGAACCGGCACAAUAAUAGCCACCUCCGGGACCGGCACUGUCACCUGCGCCUCCGGCAACAUGGACGCCAACACCUCUGCGGCCUUCAACAUUGCCGCCAACACCUCUGCCGCCGACAACUUUGGCGCCGAUACCUCUGCCGCUGACACCUCUGGCGCCGACACCUCUGCUGCUGACAACUAUGCAGUCGACAACUAUGGCCCCGGCAACUUUGGCGCUGAAAACUCUUGCGCCGAUAACUCUGGCGCCGAAAACUCAUGCGCAGAUAACUCUGGCGUCGAUAACUCCCGGCCCGAUAACUCUGGGGCCGAUAACUCUGCGGCCGAUAACUUUGGCGCCGACAACUCUGGACCCGACAAUUCCGGGGCCGACAAUUCCGGCGCCGACAAUUCCGUACCCGACAACACUGGACCCGACAAUUCCGGCGCCGAAAACUCUCGGGCCGAAAACUCUCGAGCCGAUAACUCUAGACCCGACCACCCCAGACCCGACAUCUCUGGCGCCAGCAAUUCUCGACCCGACAACACUGGACCCGACAAGUCGGGCGCCGAAAACUCUGCCUCUGGAUCGGGAUCGGGCACCUCCGGCGGCGAAGGUCCCUCCAGUGGUGGGCAGGAUACCAGAACCACCGCUGGCACUCCCGAUUCCCCGCCCGUCUCACUCACCGAGUCGCUUCUGAACAAGCACAACGACGAGAUGGAGAAGUUCAUGCUGAAGAAGCACCGAGAGUCACGCGGGGACCGCCGUACCGUCGAAAAGAACAAGAACAAGACGACCAACACAAUCGACUCGCUGAAGAUACUCGAGUACAGCAGCACUGGUCCCGGCCACGGCACCAAGCGCGGCGGGUCCUACUCUUGGGAGGGCGAGGGCAACAAGCCCAAGCAGCAGCCCACUCUCAACAGUGUGGGCGUGGGAACGGGUGCGCCCGAGGCCCCCAUCCCACCUGUCCACCCCACUCACACCACUCACACGGCCAUCGCCCAGAGCAGCUUCUCGGCUCAGCAAAGUCUCUUCCCCACCUUCUACUAUAUUCCAGCCACCCCGCUAGCCGCCUCCACGCCUGCACCGGGUGCGCUUAGCCCCACGCCCCGCAACCAAAAGCACCAUCACCAUGCCCAUCAGCAUGCCCCGAAGGUCCCAGAUCAGGCAAGCACCUCACAGCAGGCGGCGGGACCAGCCGCAAUACCUCUCCAGUACGUGACCGGGGUGAUGUAUCCGCACCCGUCGCUCUUCUACACGCACCCGGCGGCGGCAGCCGCCACGGCCAUGAUGUACCAGCCCAUGCCCUUUCCCGGAAUAGCCAAUGCAAUGCAGCUCCCGGAGCAGCCUAGCACCUCGCAGUCCAACUACAGCAAGACCGUCUUCUCGGGAGCCUUCCACUCGAUCACACCCGCCCAGCUGCAACGCCCGUCCUCACAGGACACAUCGGUCAAGACGGAACCCGCCUCGAACGUCACACCGUCACAUUCGUCCAACAAAAAGAAGGCCAACUCGCCCAUCGCCUCCGGCAUAGGCGACUACAACUCCAACCAGGCUUGCUCCAGAAAUCGAGCAAACGUGAAGAAAUACACAGACAGCAAUGGAAACAGCGACGACAUGGACGGCUCUAGCUUCUCGUCCUUCUACUCAUCGUUCAUCAAGACCACUGAUGGCUCCGAAAGUCCGCCCGAUAACGACAAAGAGGCCAAACACCGCAAGUUGAAGAAUAUAACCCGGUUGAGCAGCAAGAUAAUGGAGCACCCGGAAGAGGACCAAACCCAGCACGGAGAUGGAUAG